Molecule: messenger RNA, 576 nt
Organism: Impatiens glandulifera
Lineage: Eukaryota; Viridiplantae; Streptophyta; Magnoliopsida; Ericales; Balsaminaceae
Product: anther-specific protein LAT52-like
Exons: 2
Coding region: 67-576 (169 amino acids)
Source: RefSeq, a predicted model, not a curated record
UACCCUUAAUUUCCUGUCACACAUCAGAACAGGAAACGGGAGGGAAAUCUUUAAUCAAUAAAAAAAAUGGCAAAUUAUGCGGCCACCCUAUUUCUGGCCUCGGCCCUCUUUUUCUUGGCCAUGGCCAGCUCCGCCCAUGGCCACGGUGGCCGCAAAAUACAACCAGAAUUUCAAGUCAAUGGAAAAGUCUAUUGUGACCCUUGUCGCUUACAAUUCCUCACUAGGGUUAGCCGACCUCUUAUUGGUGCUGUGGUGAAACUAAGUUGUAGGAACCGAGUGAACGGGACCUUGACAUUCCAAGUGAUGGGUAAGACCGAUUUCAACGGUAUGUAUAACCUAAAAGUGAAUGGAGAACAUGAAAAAGACAUAUGUGAGGUGGUCCCAGUGCGGAGCCCUGACCCACAUUGCAGAUCCGUCAUGGACCAUGUGGGAAAGGCUAGGGUCAGUCUCACCCUCAAUAGUGGCAUCAGUUCUUCAGUUCGAUAUGUCAGUCCCAUCGGUUACAUGAACUUCAAAGCCAUUACUCAAUGCCCUCUAGUUUUCUCCGAACUCGGCUUCGUCCCCCGUAUUUUUUAA